UGGGCUCUCCUUCUCUUCCGGACAAAUAUCGACACAACCGAGAGAUGUUGAUGCUGCUGCCGCCUCACAGAGACCGGCCGAGCAGCGCCAUGUACUCAAACAUCGAGAACGGACAGCCUACGAACCUCCAGAGGGCUUUGUUCCACCAGGUGAUGAUCGGACCGUGCAAACCCUGCAGCGACCCAAACCUCUCUGUGGCCGAGAAAGUCCUCACCACCCCCAGUAGCUGGAGUUUGGACAGCGGCACGAGAGACGUCCUCCCUUUCCUCUCGGCUCACGUUGGCGUCAUGGCGCCUCCCGUUCCCCCCCGCAACCUGCCACAUG
Messenger RNA from Notothenia coriiceps (black rockcod), 324 nucleotides. RefSeq names its product dedicator of cytokinesis protein 3-like. The record is from RefSeq and is a predicted model, not a curated record. The annotation marks the transcript as partial. The transcript has 3 exons. NCBI's taxonomy places the organism in Eukaryota, Metazoa, Chordata, Actinopteri, Perciformes, Nototheniidae.